Molecule: messenger RNA, 1323 nt
Organism: Cylindrotheca closterium
Lineage: Eukaryota; Bacillariophyta; Bacillariophyceae; Bacillariales; Bacillariaceae
Source: the annotation of a GenBank genome assembly
AUGCCCUUAUUCGGAUUCAGCAAGAAGGAGGGUGAAGAAGUAAAAGAAAGAAUUUCAAACGAUAUCAAUCCCGGAAAAGGUUUGAAACACAACAAGGGCAAACCCAAGAAAGCACCUUACGCCACACAAGACUCCACUACCGCUCGGUUCUUGACCAAUUGUUCCGACGAACACAAGGAAUCUUUGCAGUGCAUUGAACAGAACUACAAUAACCGAGGAGCCUGUCAACCAUUCUUUGAUGCUUACAAGCAGUGCCGCGCGGAAGAAAAUGAAGCACGCAAAGCAGCAAAUUCGGGUGGAAAGGAAGAGAAGGGCUUUGGAAGAAUUGCCGUCGUCCCUAGUGCUGGAACACCAUGUCGACCAUUCUUGCAUCACUCGCAUACGCAGAAUUUUGCAGCAGCUACUGAUAUUGAUAGCAUUGCCAACAGUGCAGAUUCGCCGCUGCGCCUCAUUUCCUUUGAUCUGGACGAUACAUUGUUUCCAACCACUGAUGUCGUCAAGGCGGCCAACAUGAAAAUGUUGGAUGCCUUGAAAGAACGAGGGUGUGGUCAAGUGGCACUUCCCGACUAUUUGGCCACCACCAAGACGAUUCGGAAAGGUUUGGAGGCACCUAGCACCUAUCAAGGGCUGCGCAAAAUGGCGUUGAAGCAAACCUUUUUGAAUGCUGGCAUAAACAAUGACGAUCAAUUGGACGCGUGGGUCAAUGAGUGCUACCAAGCAUGGGAGGACGAACGACAUGCAGCAGCUCAACGAUUUCUUUAUGAGGAUGCCAUGGAAACGUUGCAAGCGCUAAGGGCGACCUACCCAGACGCUGCUAUUGUGGCCAUUACCAAUGGUGCGGGGGAUCCUUUGCAAAUGAAAGAGACCUUGGCACCCUACUUUGAUUUUACUAUCAGUGGGGAAAUGGACGCUGUCUUUCCUUAUCGCAAGCCACACGAUUUCAUCUACAAGUACUCCCUGCAACACUAUCAAGAGAAGACAGGUACCGUUGGAGAUGACUCCUUUCCAACUUUGGGUGAAUGGGUACAUGUCGGGGAUUGCUUGGCAAACGAUGUCGGUGCGAGUGCACGAUGUGGUGCGCAAGCCAUUUGGUUCUGUCAUUUGGAGGAGGACGAAAUGAUGGAAGAAAAGAAGGGAGACCCAGAAGGCAAAAUGCAGACUCCCGAAUGGAGUACGGCAACACCCGAGGAAGUGGCUGCGAGAAAGAAGCAAGUCGAAAACGGAAAAAAGUAUGUUGCCGCUAGCAUUCACAGGCUUUCGGAGCUACCUGACGCCAUCAAAUCAGUUCUCACAGCAAAGCGACCAGCUCUUCAAGAUAAUUAA